Messenger RNA from Amphibalanus amphitrite, 1716 nucleotides. Its product is annotated as transcription factor MafG-like. The coding region runs from base 125 to 619 and encodes 164 amino acids. Gene Ontology annotation, molecular function: RNA polymerase II cis-regulatory region sequence-specific DNA binding; DNA-binding transcription factor activity, RNA polymerase II-specific. The record is from RefSeq and is a predicted model, not a curated record. The transcript has 4 exons. Gene Ontology annotation, cellular component: nucleus. Gene Ontology annotation, biological process: regulation of transcription by RNA polymerase II. NCBI's taxonomy places the organism in Eukaryota, Metazoa, Arthropoda, Thecostraca, Balanomorpha, Balanidae.
CUUAUUUGCCAGUUGUUGUGGUGCUUGUAGUUUGUGGGACAAGGGAGCGCGUUGGAAAUAUAUUUUUUUUUAUAGUAUUUCUGUUUCAAUUUGUUUGAAAAGGAAAGAAAUUGUGCUCACUGACAUGAAGACUGAAAGGAAAGACGGAUCGCGCAAGGCAGCGUUCCUGCCUGCUCAGUCACUGAUGACACCUAGUAAUGACCAAAGGGGUCCCAGCCCAUCACCUCAAACAUCGUACCAUCAGGCGCCACUGAGCCCUCCAUCAUCCCUGAUCAGCGAUGACGAACUGGUCACCAUCAGCGUCCGUGACCUCAACAGGCAGCUGAAGAUGAGGGGACUCAGCCGGGAGGAGAUGGUGAAAAUGAAACAGCGCAGGCGCACACUCAAGAACAGGGGAUAUGCCGCUAGCUGUCGCGUCAAGCGCCUGGAGCAGAAAGACGAGCUGGAGACUGAAAAAUCAGCCGAGGAGCGCGAGCGACUCCGGACUAUCGACGACAACCGGCGUAUGCGUGAGGAGAUCGAAGCCUACUACCAGAAGUACGAGGCCAUCCGCAAGUUUGCUCAGGAGAAGGGCAUCGCCCUGCCGCCUGAACUGGAGCACGAUAUUCCGCGCCUGUAAGGGCGUGGAGAGAGGGUUUCUGGACGGCCCGGGAGCGAGCAGUGAACCGGAAUGUAAGGACAGAGGAGGGAGGGAAAGAGGGAGGGAGCGGUAACUGCGUAGUGACUGCGUACUUCCGGGCUGAGUCAAAUAAAGGUGAGGAAAGUCGGGCGGUGGAAAACUACGCGUCAGAAAUCCAGCCGUGUUGUUUUGGAGUAAUAUUGCGGAAGGUUCAAUUAAUCCAACUUUUCGUGUGGCUUUUGUGAGUCGUUGGUGAUUGAUUCUCAGUAUUGUGUAACUGAUGCGGUGAUAAGCUGAUGUACCCAGAUUUUGUGGAGGUUGGUGAACUGGUUUUUCAGUCGCAGAUAGCUCGGUCAUUGGGUACUAGGAGACACUAAGCUCACCCUCGCCUUAUGUAAUUACCUGGUGAGGCGACUUUGGUCUGUUGCCGUGGCCUUAUGGAUGCACACGCGCCGGCUUGACGGCGGGGGAUUAUUUUACAGAUUGAUGAACGUAUUUUUAUGAGAUCAUCUCUAGUAGCCAGUAUUUGUUUCAAUGACCAUGUGCUUCCAUAGCCUAUUUACUAGCUGAUUUCAGUCUGUAGUACAGCAUACAUAGAUUAGUACACCUUGCUUAGAUGGGUCGUGUUAUGUUUAGGUUACGUUAAUUUAUAAAUGAAUGAAUUUGAGAAAUCACUUCUUUGGACUUCACUUCACUUCUUUGGAUCACUUCUUAGUUCUGCGUUUCGCUUUUUUUUCGUUUUAUGCGGGCAAAAUUAUGGCGCUAAAUAGCUUUUUUAUAGUCAAAUACGCUCACGUCUGAUUUGUCUAGUGGUAACUAUUUUCCCAUUUAUAUAGUUGUGAAUUACUGGCGUAGAAGUGCCUCACGCCCGUUCGAUUCAGUCACCAGGGUAAGAUAGAUAAGCGAUUUGGUGUGGGCGUUGGUACAUGCUCAGUAUUUGUGUUACAUAGUUAGAUCGCAUGUAGUUGUGUCGUCCUGGUUGUCCUGUCAUGUCGCGUUAUCAUUUUUGUGUGUAAAUCUGUCUUUAAGGCGUGCACUGUUGUCGAUUUUUGAAUGAAUAUAUCAUAUAUUCAUAAAAUAAAGGUGAAAAAGGACAA